Cherax quadricarinatus is the source of this 1953-nucleotide messenger RNA. Lineage: Eukaryota; Metazoa; Arthropoda; Malacostraca; Decapoda; Parastacidae. The record is from RefSeq and is a predicted model, not a curated record.
UAAAAUAAUUCUCCAUUUCUAGGAGUAAAUUAUCGCCGAAUAUAAGGAUCUUUUUCCUUAGAAUACAUUGAGAUUACAUUGCAUGAUGUUACACAUUGCAUGGCUACAGGUUGGUUCAACUUUUAGAAAAACAUUACAUUAUAUAACAAGGAAAGUUUGUUAUGCAAACAAUUCCGACAGGAGGCAUCAUAUCUCUAUAAUAGCAAACAGUAAGUUUACGAGUAAUUAGGCACAGGUACACACUAAGCACUAUUAUAAUAGUGUAAAUUACCGGUAAUCCCACAAGUCAUACAUAGGAUAACCCCAAAAAGUCUGACAUAGUGGCUAACUUCCAUUGUGGUCUACCGACACGUUGUAGUUGAUAAAGACACAAGCGGCAAUUGGAAGCUUAAUUCAAGUUUCCCAUUGCUGCGUGUGUCUUUAAUCAGUGAUAAUGGUUAAAAAAACAAUCUUAAAUGUGGCGGGUUAUGUGGAGUUGGAGGGGUGGAAGGGACGGGGAGGGGGAGAGAGCGGGUCGUCCUGGAGGUUGCUAAUAGAACGAGCAGCUGCACAACCAACAUGGGUUCCCUCCUCGCAGAGUCCUCCUUCUGCCGCCUCUGCGCCACUGAGGCCGAAGAAGGCUUCACCAUCUUCGACGACAGCGAGGAGAAGGGCGCCCUGGCCAUCCUCAUCAACAAAUAUCUGCCGAUCAAGGUUGUUGAUGAUGGGCAAUUACCAGUACGCAUCUGUGAACGAUGUCACAUCGGAGUGGCUGCUACUGUCGAUCUCAUCGAUCGUAUGGUGGAGGGACAGCAGCGACUGCGAGCACUGCUGCAGUCCAAGAUGACAACAGACACCUUGCAAGCAGCUCUCAUCAAUAUACAAGGGAAGUCUCCUGAUAUACCAAUGGAUGACUUGGCUAAAGGUAGCGAAGUAUAUAAAGUGUAUGGUGAGAACCACCCUAUGAGUAUAGCUGUUGAAGGCCAACCCAUCAUCAAGAAGAAAAGAGGGAGGCCUAAAAAAGGAGAGAGACCUCCUAAACCAGCAAUUGAAGAAGAUGCAGCAACAGGCACAGUUAAAGUGGAAUCACUACCUGAUGAAGACCCAACAAAAGAUGUCCCUAGAAGGUCAAACAGAAGAUCCAGCUUGCCUACCAGGUAUCGGGAUUCUAUUGCGGGACGAGAUUUUGAGAAACUUAUGAAUGAUUCUGGCUUAAAAGAAGACCUAGAAGAGUUAGAUGAUAUGGAAGAUGCAGACUACAAGCAGCAGGGGCUGUCUGGACCUACUGUACUAGGAAUGACUGCCAAAGACCACUUGGAUGGUACAAUAAAUGAAAGUUUGGGAAAAAUGGAAGAUGGUGCAAGUAUAGUCAUUGCUCCAGAUUCUGAAGAAUCUCCAUCUGAUCUACCAGUAUCUGUCAAUAUUGAAGUUGAUUUCCAAGAUGAUGGGAAUAUUACCUUACGUGGUAUGGAGGAGUUAAGUGAUAAAGAGAAAUCUUCAGUUCCCUCUGUCAGUUCUGUCCAGAUUACAACAGUAGGCGAGCUCAUCAACGUACCACCAAAAGCAUCAUUUAGUGAACCAACAAUCUUCAGAAAAAAAAGAGGAGCCAAAAAGAAAGCCAAAUGGUUGUGUGACAUAUGUGGCAAGGGAUUCCUACACAAAGGACGAUAUCUCUUACACACUCGCCUUCACAAACAAGUUAUCCUGCAGUGCGAGACGUGCAAGGACAGAUUUUCAACCCGUGAAGACAUAAACAUCCACCAGCAGCAUACUGAACACACUGGCUUAGGAAUCAUUGAAAUUGAGAAAGAAGGAGAGCAAGUGGAGUUUAAGUGCCCACACUGUCCUAGUCGGACCUUUGUAACACAGGAAGGUUAUAAUAACCACGUGGCAAGCAUGCAUGAGGGUGCCAAGCCUUAUGCAUGGUCAAGGGUGUGGGAAAAAAGGUUUUUUGCGUACCAACAGUCUCCGUAA